UAGUGGUAAUGAUUCGAGCGGACGCUAAAAGUUGAGUGUUCGAGGAAAGCGUCUCAGAGACUGUGAACAUCAAAUCCUCUGUUACAGUGCGUGAGACUAUUUGGCCCCAUCUUCUCUCCAUCUCCGUCUUGUGCGUCGAAUUGUCUCCUUCUCUUCUUCUACUCUCUCUCAGCCAACUUUCUCCAGAUCACUACUCCCCCUCUCUGCCGUCUUCUUCUCCUCUGUUCUCUCCAUUCACACUGCAUUUGGAUUGAUGUCUCUUUAAUGCUUCGAGGAUCUCACUUUAUAUCUUCCCCACCGACUUCGAUUUCUCCAGUUUCCAGUAAUCCUCUGUUUUCUCAGGUCAGCGACGAUAGGUUUCAGACAGGAUCAACUCACCAUGCCUCUGUUUGAGCUUUUCAGGCUCACCAAUACAAAAUUUGAAUCUGCUCAAGACAAUAACCCUUCCCCACCUGUGGAUGAAGUUGUUGAGCUGGUUUGGGAAAACGGUCAGAUUUCAACUCAAACCCAGUCAAACAGAUCGAGGAACAUUCCACCACCACCACCACCAGGACAAGAAAGCUCUUCGAGAGCUAGAGAGAUUGUAAACGGCUCAAAGACAACGAUGGUGGAGGAGAUCCCAAUGUCAGUGCCCUCACUAAUGACGGGUUUGAGUCAAGACGAUGACUUGGUUCCGUGGCUGAAUCCUCAUCAUCAAUCCCUAGAUGGAUACUGCUCUGAUUUCUUGCAUGAUGUUUCUCCUGUUGCUGUCGAUGAGCAAGAGAGCGAAGAUGCUUUCCCGUUGUUUCAGAGGAGAGACAAUGGCAAUGAAUCAGCUCCCCCUGCUGAUUCUACUUCAUUACAGUUCAACGGUUUCCAAUCACAUUCUCUGUAUGGAAGCGGUAGAGCUAGAGAUCCUCCUGUUAGCCAACCAGCAAAACCGGAUCCAUCAACUAGUAACAAGCCUGGUUUGAUCAACUUCUCGCAUUUCUUACGCACUGCAGCUUCGGCUAAGACCAAUGAUUCUCCUCCUGGCUCUAAAGAGAAGAGCCCUCAAUGCCCGCCGAAUGUGUUUCAGACCAGAGUUCUUGGAGCUAAAGAGGUUCUCAACGAGUCUGUUAUGCCUAAGGAUAACCAAAAGGCUUGCCUAGUUUCGGAAGACUCGAACAGAAAAGACCAAGAGAGUGAAAAGGCCGUUGUAUGUUCUUCUGUUGGCUCGGGUAAUAGUCCAUCUGAAAGUCCUUUAAAAAGAAAGCAUCCUCCUGAUGUUCAAGACAUUGAGUGUCAUAGUGAAGAUGUUGAAGGAGAAUCAGGAGAUGGAAGAAAAGAAGCAGCUCCAUCUCGAACCGGCAUGGGUUCAAAGAGAAGCCGCUCGGCUGAAGUACAUAAUCUGUCUGAAAGGAGACGGCGUGAUAGGAUUAACGAGAAGAUGCGUGCUCUUCAAGAACUCAUACCAAACUGCAACAAGGUGGAUAAAGCUUCGAUGCUAGAUGAAGCAAUCGAGUAUCUCAAGUCACUUCAACUUCAAGUACAGUUCAUGUCAAUGGCGUCUGGUUACUACAUGCCACCGGUUAUGUUCCCACCGGGUAUGGGGCAUCAUUACCAGGCAGCAGCAAUGGCAAUGGGUAUGGGAAUGCCUUAUGCAAUGGGCUUGCCAGAUAUCAACCGUGGCGGUCCCUCCGUUAACAACGCACCACAGUUCCAGUUCCCCGGGAUGCAACAACCUGUGACCAUGGCGCUUCCACGUGUCUCUGCUGGUGGUCUCUUCGGUUCUUCAACGGUGGAGAUGAAUAAGAGUGGUGAUGGUUCGACUAGAGAUCUACCAGGUACUAACGAUCAAACGACGACAAAGAGUAACAAUGGCCUGAAACCAAUUAAGAGAAAACAAGCGUCUCCUCCUGAUCAGUUUUGUGGAUCGUCGUAACGUAAACUAACUUCAGGACUGGUGCAUUAAUUAUUAUCAAUAUAGCAUUCAAAUACAUAAAAAUAAAUGUGUGUUCUUUACAUAAUAAAACAGUGUUUUGGUGCUUCUGCUGUCGAUAAUUUGUUUUUAUUAUUUGUACCAGUGUUUUGGUGCUUCUGCUGCCGAUAAUUUGUUUUUAUUAACAUUGAAAUUUUGAUGCUGGUAAUAUAUGUUUGUGAAUUUCCAA
Raphanus sativus (radish) is the source of this 2129-nucleotide messenger RNA. Its product is annotated as transcription factor PIF3. Gene Ontology annotation, biological process: regulation of DNA-templated transcription. The coding region runs from base 380 to 1903 and encodes 507 amino acids. Gene Ontology annotation, molecular function: protein dimerization activity; DNA-binding transcription factor activity. The transcript has 7 exons. NCBI's taxonomy places the organism in Eukaryota, Viridiplantae, Streptophyta, Magnoliopsida, Brassicales, Brassicaceae. The record is from RefSeq and is a predicted model, not a curated record.